AUGCUAGGGACAGCAAGCGUUGAAUUCGAGAAGGCAUGGCGCGGGUGUGUCUUGUGGUCUAAUGAGGAAGAUCUGUCUAGGGACGACCUACUACUAAAUAUCUCUACUAUACAUUCAUUCAUCGUGGCCGCUACGGCAGAACAGCUACCAGGGGCUACCAUAGGAGCAACGCCCGAGAGCUUGGCCGCAACGCUGCAUUUCGAGCCAUCAUCGUCACCAGAAAUAUCGAAGACACUGGCGGCCAGCUCAAUGCGGCGUUUCGCCUAUCCUCUGCUUGCCAGGACUCCUGAUGGGGCGAUCGCAGGCCUGGCUAUUUAUUUCUAUAACUACUCGACAUGGUCAGCGGCGCCGGGACUCUGCUUGGAGGAGUUCUACGUCUUGCCGGAGUUCAGAAGCUUAGGCUACGGCAGAAUCCUUAUGAAGGCGAUGGCUCAAGAGGCGCGUGACGCGGGGUGCGUCAAGAUGGAGUGGGUUUGCCUCGAGAAUAACGAGCGUGCGUUGCGGUUUUAUGGCAAGCUGGGUGCGAAGCGCAUGGAGGACUGGGUGGUUUUAAAGUUAACCCAGGAAGUCAUUGCAACGUUGGCAGAAGAAAUGUAA
This is a messenger RNA of Colletotrichum orchidophilum, 597 nucleotides long. RefSeq lists its product as uncharacterized. The transcript has 2 exons. NCBI's taxonomy places the organism in Eukaryota, Fungi, Ascomycota, Sordariomycetes, Glomerellales, Glomerellaceae. The record is from RefSeq and is a predicted model, not a curated record. The coding region runs from base 1 to 597 and encodes 198 amino acids. Gene Ontology annotation, molecular function: N-acetyltransferase activity.